Danaus chrysippus (African queen) is the source of this 2505-nucleotide messenger RNA. The record is from the annotation of a GenBank genome assembly. NCBI's taxonomy places the organism in Eukaryota, Metazoa, Arthropoda, Insecta, Lepidoptera, Nymphalidae.
AUGGCUCCCGUAAGCCCAAUACGGACUUGUGCCAUUUUGUGGCUGUUCUGUGCGAUAGCCGUCAGAGCGGAUCAUGGCGAUAACUCGACUACAACCACGACCAAGACGAUCCGAACGACCAUCCUGCCUUCACGGACCACACGCACAGAACUGAAGGUCUCCAGAAGUCUGAACCCUCACGAGACACAGACCUUAAAUGUGAGGACCAAGUCGGGUCAUGUGACACAACUGAUUGUCAAGAAGAAAGAUGGAAAAACGACGACACAAGGCUCCAGUACAACACCAGUACCUACAACCAUAUCAGUCAGGACUACCCUCACAACCUCAAAGGCAAACAUAACAAAUGAAAAUAAAAACAAAACCGAAGGACGGGGGAAGCCAGAGUCCGACCCAGAAACUUAUAACUACUAUCCAACUUACGAUAACGAAAAGAAAACGGAGAAUAAAAAAGUUUAUAUAACAUCAAAGAGUUACACGGACUACAGCGGCCCUAUUAAGAGCUACAGGUUCGAUCCUCACAAUCCGGUUAUAAAGAAUGACAGAAACCCUGUCUAUAUAGAAGUUGUUAGUACCAAGGUGUCCGAUGAAGAUACGAAACCGAUAAAAGUUCCUGACCCAGUAGUUAUAAGCUCGGAGCCCAUGUAUUUAAAGAAAGCUGUCGACAAAUACAAUAAUAAACGUGGCAGGUCCAUUCUUACUUUGGGUGAUGAUGGUAUUCCGGAGAUACAAGGAAUAAGAAUGCCAGACGAUGAAUCUGACAAAAAAACAUGGAGAAAUGCGAGAGUUGUCAACGGCGAGUUGAUACCCUACCCCGAAGGUUACACACCACCGAGAGCUAUCCCCGAGGCCGAUGUUUAUCCUGAUAUAGCGGCGGAAGAACCAUCACAAAACUUGGGACCGUUUACGAAGGAGGACAAUUUUGAACCAGUGGAUGGCCCGUUCACAAAGUUUGAUAACAUGAAAUUUGAAAACCAAGACUUUAUUCCCAGCUACUCGUACAAGCCUAAAGAAGAACAAGACUUCGUCAAAACUGGAUACGGUCCAUUCACGAAAGCCGACAACUCAAAGGUUGCUAAUUCCAAACUUAUUGAGUACAUCAAACAAAUAAAUGAACAGGAAUCUAAACGGGACUACUUUAGUGGAAGAAGCUCGAGAGCUCAUAACGGCGACUUGGACUACGCUGAGAGUCACAUUCAACGAAGAAUGUUACAACACCCAGGAGAAGCCAACUUCCCAAACUCACUCAUGUACACUCCGAAUGACGCCAAGCCUGAUUUUGAUGAAAGUGUAAGAAAUCCUGUUUUACAAUAUGCUCAUCCGGAACUUGGAGUUCAGCCCGCUAAAGCUGGAAGAGACAACCCCGAAAACUACGAAAAUAAGGAACGAAAAGUAAAGUAUUACACGAACGUACCAAAGAGCGCUCAUCCUUAUCCGAUGGAACCCAUCAACGGAUACAAUCAACAACGCAGCCAAAACACAGGAAUCAGCGCCAACAGGUACUAUGAGGAUGAAUAUAAUAAGUUCUCAUACUACGAUCACUCUCACAACAAGUACCCUUACGGUUACGGCUAUGUCAAACGUGCUCCCGAACCAUCAUUCUGGCAAAGAAUUACGGAUUCAAUGAAAGACACCAUCAAUACUGCAAGCCAAACGGUACACCAGUUCACGAGACCGCUUAUUGACCCUAUAGCGAGGGUCACACAGCCCGUUUUAGAUCCCAUCGUUGAAGCGACCCAUAAAAUAUCUCAUAACUUGGGUCUGUACCCUUCGAAUUCCAUCCAAAGUCAGAGAUACGCUCAGGAUAAAAUUGGAGUAGCUGCAGCAGCCGGAGCGCCCGCCAUGUUACCAGCUUUGGGUUUAAUGGCUGGUGGUGCUGCCCUCGGACUAGGCGCUGUGGCCGUCGGUAAACUACUCGACGUCAACAUCAUGCGCAGUGGAGGAGAAGACAUACAGGACGAUCUCGACAAAGAACACAAAAGAGCUUUUAUGAACGCGCCAUAUGACAUCGAUAGGAAAAUAUUAAGCAGACAGAAGUUUUACGACGACAACUACAAGAUGCCGAGCGAGAACGUGUACGUGGUGAUGUCACCAGAAGACAGUGAUGUGGGUCGGUCGAAGAGGAACACCGUGACCUAUUACGAUCCUUAUCAAAACUUUGUACGAAGGAGGCGGAGUGUGAAAAGAUCUCUGGGAGACGACAUGUCGGGUGAUUUACAAGAUUUGGAGAGCGUUUCUGGUUCCUCGAGCCUGACCUCCGCAGCCAUGGAGCUGGUCAAACAGACGGACUGGAGGGACUCACAGUGCGCUAAGUUCACGUUCUGUAAAGUGUUAACCUCGCAGUCCUCCGACUCGUUGUUCGGUAUGGAGAAGAAAAUGGAAUCUCUUCUUAAAAUGAUAUCUCGCGGGAACGCAGCGGGCGCGGCGGCAGUGGCCCAUCAGCUCGGUGAUGUAAUGUCAGCCAGUAGAGACCACGACUGUUACAGAUUCCAUUGCGACACUCUCUGA